This is a messenger RNA of Octopus sinensis (East Asian common octopus), 2172 nucleotides long. RefSeq names its product putative zinc finger protein 66. Gene Ontology annotation, molecular function: RNA polymerase II cis-regulatory region sequence-specific DNA binding; DNA-binding transcription activator activity, RNA polymerase II-specific. Bases 606 to 1718 code for a protein of 370 amino acids. Gene Ontology annotation, cellular component: nucleus; transcription regulator complex; PcG protein complex. Gene Ontology annotation, biological process: regulation of transcription by RNA polymerase II. The record is from RefSeq and is a predicted model, not a curated record. The transcript has 2 exons. Lineage: Eukaryota; Metazoa; Mollusca; Cephalopoda; Octopoda; Octopodidae.
AAUCGUUGGUAAAGUCGCACUUUUAUCGGAAUGGCUACGAAACUGUGGUUAGCAAUAAAUCUCUAAGUUUAUCCCUAUUUCCUUUAGAUUUAUUAUUUUAAAAAUGUCUUUCUUGGUUUCCCUUCUUUCGUCAAAACAAUCCACCGAAGCAAUUUCCUCCGAUCAUCUCCUUCAACGCGACAUAAAAGAAAGGUACAAGUCCUUGAUGAAACUGGCUGCAAAAAUUACUUUAGAUCCGAAGCAUCAUCAAUAUCUAUAAUUUUUUUGAAGACAAAGGAUGUUAUAUAGAAUAAAUAUAAUAAUAUUUAUAUAAUCAGGAGAAUUAUGGGGAAAUUCUUGGAAACAUUUACAUUAGUCCCUGUCUGGUAAAAAAAAAAAAAACCUGAUAAUUUUGCAUUCUAAAUGGAUAGAUCUAUAAAGGACUUUUUGACAUCUGAUAUUUGUAAAGGUCAGAGGUGAUGGAAAUAUAUUUUAAAGAAUAUUUGUUACAUAUAAAUUAUAAAAAGAAAAGCAAGUGAAGUAUCCAUAUAUUGUGGCGAAAGAAGGGAAAUGAUGGUGAAAUGAGUUAAAAAGAUUGAUUUUGGUUUUCUUUUCGUUCUGAAGAAAUGGCAAAAAAAUCAGGAAAGACUUUGUAUCAGUGUGAUAUUUGUGAAAAAUCAUUGACUACAAAAAGUCUUCUUACAACUCACAGACGUAUUCAUACGGGAGAGAAACCAUAUCACUGUGAUAUCUGUGGUCGACCAUUCUCUCGAACCGAUGAGCUGCUUAUUCAUAAACGUCACCAUACAGGAGAGAAACCAUAUAGAUGUGAAAUCUGUGGUCAAGCGUUCAUUCGUAAAGAUAUUUUUACCGAACACUGGCGUAUCCACACAGGAGAGAAACCUUAUCGGUGUGAUAUGUGCAGUAAAUCAUUCUCUAAACGUUCCAACUUAGCUGAUCACAAACGCAUUCAUACUGGAGAAAAACCAUUUCAAUGCGAUUUCUGUGGUCGAUCAUUCAAUCAAAGUAAUCAGCUAACUAAACACAAACGUGUUCAUACAGGAGAAAAGCCCUAUCACUGUAAAAUCUGUGACAAAUCAUUUCCGCGAAAUGAUCAGUUAACUGCUCAUAAACAUGUUCAUUCAGGAGAGAAACCAUAUUGGUGUGAUUUUUGUGGUAAAUCAUUCCCUCGAAAUAGUGAAUUGACUGCUCAUAAACGCAUUCAUACUGGAGAAAAAACAUUUCAGUGUAAUUUCUGUGGUCGAUCAUUCAAUCUAAAUUAUCAGCUAACUAGACACAAACGUAUUCAUACAGGAGAAAAGCCUUAUCUCUGUGAUAUCUGUGACCAAUCAUUCUCUCGAAAUGAUGAAUUAACUAUUCACAAACAUGUUCAUACAGGAGAGAAACCGUAUGAGUGUGAUAUCUGUGGUAAAUCAUUCCCACGAAAUAGUGGCUUGACUGCUCAUAAACGCAUUCAUACUGGAGAAAAACGAUUCCAUUGUGAUAUUUGCGGUAAAGCAUUUAAUCAAAGUAAUGUGUUAAAGGGACACAAACGUAUUCAUACUGGGGAAAAACCAUAUCCUUGUGAUAUCUGUGGUAAAUCCUUCUCCCAAAGUACUGCUUUAACUGUCCAUAAACGUAUUCAUACUAAAGAAAAACCAUAUCACUGUGAUAGCUGUGGUAUCUCCUUCUCCCACAGUAAUCGUUUAACUAAGCACAAAUGUAUUUGUACAGUAUAGAAACUAUGUCAUUCUCUCAACCUUUAUAUAUAUUUUCUAAUGAGACAAACCACAUCACUGAUAUGUGUAGUAAUCAUACUCUCUAAAAAGUUCUAUAUAUGUUCGUAUUUAUAUCAGUGUGUGAUGCUAAAUAUAUAUAGAAACCAUAAACUAGAGUAUUUCACUGCACUAUAAGGAGCUAAACGGUUUGUGUGACCUGGUCCCUUCUUGAAAUUAUGGGGUAACUUAAUGGUCAUUUACAAGUGUCAUUGUGGCCUUAAACUUGACCUAAACACAAAGGAUGUGGAAUAAUAUUUUUGCUGUCCUUUGUCAAUGCUGAAAUGUGUUGGACCAUGUUUUCUCAAAUAUUUUGUUAUUUCAAUUGGAAGUCUGAAAUUUCAGAGUUCCCACUGCAUCAUUCUUUCUGAAUAUUCAUAAGAAUUUGAAAUCUAAAUAAAAUUGGUUUACUCUGAAA